Bombina bombina (fire-bellied toad) is the source of this 459-nucleotide messenger RNA. Its product is annotated as replication protein A 70 kDa DNA-binding subunit-like. The transcript has 3 exons. The annotation marks the transcript as partial. Lineage: Eukaryota; Metazoa; Chordata; Amphibia; Anura; Bombinatoridae. The record is from RefSeq and is a predicted model, not a curated record.
GGUGAAAUCAGGGCUACAGGAUUCAACGAACAAGUUGAUAAGUUUUAUUCCCUUAUCGAAGUGAACAAGGUGUAUUACUUCUCUAAAGGCACACUGAAGAUUGCUAACAAACAAUACACAUCUGUAAAGAAUGACUAUGAGAUGACUUUCAAUGGUGAAACAUCUGUAAUCCCCUGUGAUGACUCUUCAGAUGUACCCACAGUUCAGUUUGAGUUUGUGCCCAUCAGUGAACUAGAAAAUAAGAAUAAAGACACACUAUUGGACAUCAUUGGGAUUUGCAAAAGUUAUGAAGAUGCUACCAAGAUCACUGUAAAAUCAAACAACAGAGAAGUCUCCAAGCGAAAUAUUCACCUAAUGGACACCUCUGGGAAAAUGGUCACAACAACUUUGUGGGGUGAUGAUGUAAGAUUCUUAAAUUUAUUGCUCAGAAUAUCAUUAUUCAAGCGUUGUGAUAUAUAA